Mizuhopecten yessoensis (Yesso scallop) is the source of this 1138-nucleotide messenger RNA. Its product is annotated as beta-1,3-glucan-binding protein-like. Bases 16 to 1059 code for a protein of 347 amino acids. NCBI's taxonomy places the organism in Eukaryota, Metazoa, Mollusca, Bivalvia, Pectinida, Pectinidae. The record is from RefSeq and is a predicted model, not a curated record. The transcript is spliced from 10 exons. Gene Ontology annotation, biological process: carbohydrate metabolic process. Gene Ontology annotation, molecular function: hydrolase activity, hydrolyzing O-glycosyl compounds.
GACGCCUUUAUCAGUAUGGAGCGCCACCUAUUGUUAAUGGUACUUAUAACGUCCGCCAAAGCCUUUCGAGAUGAUUUCAACACAUGGAAUGCCAGUUCCUACAGCAUCGAAGUGUCUGCUUGGGGCGGAGGGAAUAACGAGUUUCAAGCGUACACAAACGACCCCAGUAACAUCUACGUCAAGGGAGGUAACCUCUACCUCCGUCCUACGUUUACGGUAGACAAUCCCCAUUUUGACGAAGCCAAACUGUACAAUGGCGAGAUGGAUUUGCGCAGUCUGUGGCAAACCUGUACGUUCUCCGGCUUCGACGGAUGCCACAAGACGGCCAAUGGUCACGGCGAAAUACUACCGCCAGUCCUGUCCGGCAAGAUCACAACCAACUUCGCCUUUACCUAUGGCCGCGUGAACGUUCGCGCCAAAAUACCGAAAGGCGAUUGGAUAUGGCCAGCGAUAUGGCUGAUACCCAGCGACUCUCAUUACGGUGGAUGGCCGAGGUCGGGAGAUAUUGACAUCAUAGAAUCUAGAGGAAAUACCAAGGCUGUCAUAAAUGGCGUCAACCAAGGUGUUAACCAGCUGGUGUCCAAGCUAAACUGGGGCCCGGACUACAGACACAAUGCGGCGGACAAAACCACUGAAUAUGCGAGGAAGUCGGUCGGGGACUGGCAUGGCUGGCACACCUACUCCAUGGAAUGGACACCUGACCACAUCAUUACAUUGGUGGACAAUGUUGAGAUACUACGCGUGAAUACGCCUACCACAGGUUUCUGGAACUUUGGAGGUUUCCAGGGUCAAGACAUCUGGACGGCAGGAGGCAGGAAUGCCCCGUUUGAUCAGCCCUACCGACUUAUCCUCAGUGUGGCCGUGGGAGGCGAUUUCUUUGAGGACGGGGACUACGACACUCCUAGGCCAUGGGGCCACUCAAGUCACCCAAAGAGAGACUUUUGGGAACACCGGGCCGAUUGGGGCGACACCUGGCGGGGAGAGGACGCGGCGAUGAUCGUUGAUUACAUAGAAAUGAUACCCACCAGUAGAACAGCAGCCAAUAGUAAACGAGAGUGAUUACUAUUCUAUCUUCUGUUUUGAAUGUGAAUAAAUCAGACAGGUCGAAUGGAAAACUGUUUGCAGUUUUAAAUAAAAA